This is a messenger RNA of Hyalella azteca, 1293 nucleotides long. RefSeq names its product glutamate receptor ionotropic, delta-2. Gene Ontology annotation, molecular function: ligand-gated monoatomic ion channel activity. The record is from RefSeq and is a predicted model, not a curated record. The transcript is spliced from 13 exons. Gene Ontology annotation, cellular component: membrane. NCBI's taxonomy places the organism in Eukaryota, Metazoa, Arthropoda, Malacostraca, Amphipoda, Hyalellidae. Bases 1 to 1293 code for a protein of 430 amino acids.
AUGAGGCCGUGGACAAUCCCCCACUCCCCUACCGGGGAGAGCUUCGAGGCCCCCAGCGACACCCCGGGGUGCAUCUCCGUCGCGGUGUUCCCGACGGCACCAGCGCUUGUCAAUCUAGACACGAAGCCGUACUCGGGCGCCCACGUCGAAGUAUUCAGGAUAAUUAUGCACGCCCUGAAGUGGUGCUACUACUUCGUGACCGUACCUGACCUGAGCGUGGGCCUCGAGGUGAACGGCUCCUACAACGGGGCGACGGGCAUGGUGCAGCGCAGGGAAGUUGACAUGAUGCUCGGACCAGUAGUAGUGCACUUCUUCAGGAUGGAAGUACUGGACUACGCCCCAGCAGUUUUGAAAAUUGAUAACUACUUCCUGUACCGCCGCAUCACGAGCAUCCAACCUGACAUCCUCAUCUUAACAAAGCCCUUCAUGUUCGAGGUUUGGGUUUGCGUGCUGCUGUCGGUGCUGAUUGUCGGGGUGGCGGCUGGGUUGCUGGGGCUUGCUGUUUCCCGCUUUCUAGCUCGCGAUGGCCAUACCACGGGUCUCCGGGGUUCCCUGUCGAAGACUGAAAUUGGCUCUCGAGGCUUCGUAUGGGCGCUGCAGAUAUUUCUGUCACAAGAUUCGAAACACUCGCCCGGCUGGAAGGCGGGGCGAACGCUUGGUGCCUUCUGGCUCUUCGUGAGCUUCAUGAUCGGUGCCAUGUACAAGUGUAACCUCAGCGCCAUCCUCAUCAACGAUAAGGUCAAACUACCGUUCAGCAAUGACGAGGAGUUCGUCAGCCAGAAGGACUACAAAUUGACGUGGAUCGCCGGCAUGAUCUAUACCCCUUACCUCGAGGGGCUUGCGAAGACCGAACCGAAUAACGUCUUGGGCAAGCUGUGGGCUCUAAGAGACGGCAACCCGACGCCCACGGCAGAGCUUGUUGACAAGAUCCUAAAAAAACGAGUUACGGCGGUUGUCCCUUCGCUGUGGUCCGAAAGUUUCAUGGCUGAUGACUUCUCAAAGCACGGCGACUGUCACCUAGUUUCGGUCAAGUCAAACUUGGUGUAUUCGUACAUGACCUUUGGAUAUCCCAAAAACUCGCCUCUCAAGAAUGCCAUGGACUUCAUGACUUUGCGUGUGAUCGAGACUGGCCUGCCAGAUUAUCUACAAAAGAAGUACCUCUGGAAUUCGACCUGGUGCACCAAGACUGAUAAUAAUUUCAGUGAAUCGCGGGCUCUGACAGUUAAGGACUUCCUUGGGAUCUUUCUCGUCUAUGGCAUCGAUCCUAAAAAUAUUGCUAACAUUGUUAGAUAA